CCAAACACAAAAAUGCCUCUAACUCAGUCAGUUUCACAAGUGUUGAGCUAAUAUAGUAACUGAGAGUCAUUAACAGCCUUUAUUUUGACUGCUAACACAAUGUAUAACCCUUUGUGAUACUGCAUAGUAUCACACAUUAAGUUAUUUAUUAGAAUUCAAUCAAGAUGGCUAGAACUUCAUAAUGUCUCAAAAGAAGAUCUAAAUCUCCUGCAGAGCAGCAACAGCUCUGACACGAUAAUAACCAGGAGAAACAAAAGCCAAAGGUCUUAGCCAUCCAUCAGUACAAGGAAGCCCUCUGAGUGUCAUCAGACAUGGGGCCACACACAGGAUGGACUAUCCUGCUUCUUGUCUGCUCAGUCCAAGCAAUCAACUACGCCCCUGAAGUCAAAGAUGGAGUACAUGAGCUGUGUGAAGACCUUGAAAARGGUUCUCAUGCAUUUGACAUCUUAGCAUCAGACCCUGAAGGUGACACAUUGACCUAUCAGUUGUUUGGAAUUCAGGCUUCAGCCUUUGAAGUUGAUCGUGCCUCUGGCAGAGUAACACUGAAUGGUGCCCUUGAUAGAGAGACUGAAGCUGUUCUGACGUUUGAGGCUGAAGCCAGUGAUGGUCAAAGUAAAGAUUCUGGGACAAUAACUAUAAUAGUAUUAGAUGCCAAUGACAACCGUCCUCUAUUUAAGGAGUCUUCUUAUGAUACGUCAGUGCCAGAGAAUGCCCCCAUAGGACAUACACUGACCACAGUGCUUGCCACAGAUGCGGACACUGGAAGUGCUGGUGCAGUUAGAUACAGCAUUGAUGAGAUAUCACCAGCUCAAGGAGCUAAUCUGUUUGAGAUUGGUGUGUUUGAUGGUAAAGUGACACUAAAAGGACGUCUGAAUUAUACCUCACUGAGUCCCUUUUAUCGACUUAAGAUUAACGCAAGUGAUGGCGGCGGCCAAUGUGGUUCUGGCCCACACAGAGUUCAGUCAAACAGUAUGUUCUCCCUCAUCACGGUCGACGACGUUCCUGACCUUGACCCAGUUUUCUUGAACAUUCCUCCUGCACUGAAAGUUGAAGAGAAUUCACGCAUUGACCUUGCUGUGUAUACAGUGAUCGCAAUCGACCAGGACGAAGGAGUCAAUGAUGAUAUAAUCUAUUCUAUUCAAGAUUCCAGACCACCUAACUUAUUUAAAAUCUCAGUCAAUGACGGGGUCAUAUCUGUAUCAUCAGAGAUUGACAGAGAAGUUACUGGUGACACUGUAACCCUCACUCUGAAGGCCACUGAGAAAAAUCUGGACAUCCAUGGACGUCAAGCAAGUACAACAGAAACAAUGCAGAUCACUAUUACUGAUGUCAACGACAACCCGCCUGAGUUUUAUGAUUGCAGCGUCUCCUGUGUGAAAAAAAAUGAGUUCACAGAUGAAGUCUUUGAACACUUCAGUGGAUCUAUUUCCCUCAAUAUGACUGUCAAAGAUCCUGACAAGUUUGUCAACACUAAACUAACGCUGGAAGGAGAGGACAAGGAAAUAUUUUCUGUGUAUCCCUCAACCACAACAUCAGACAGCCUUGUUCAGCUCCGUGUUAUACAGCCCGCACAUCUUGAUUUUGAAGAAAAACAGCAAAUGGUUCUUCAGAUCAUUGCUGAGGAUAUGGAUGAACCCAGCUUCCGCACCACUGCUACAGUCACUAUAAACAUUAACGAUGACAAUGACAAGAGCCCCACCUUUCCAGAAACCACAUAUGAACUGGAGGUGCCUGAACACUCUCCUGACGGGACAAUUCUGGCCAAUAUUACUGCAGAAGAUCCUGACACAAUGGAUCAAGGCAAACUGACCUACAAACUUCUUCCAGAAAGCAUAUUGAAAUUCUUUGAUGUCGACCCAGUCUCUGGCACAGUCUUUGUGAAAAACGGGGCUGUGUUGGAUCGUGAGAGCAGAUCUCUGUUAACAGCCACUUUGGAGGCCAGAGACACAGCAAACAAGCCCGGCUCCACGGUACUGGAGAUCACAUUGACUGACAUCAAUGACCAGCCUCCAGUCAUCAACAGAGUAUCUUACCUGGAGAAUGUUCAAGAGGGCAACACGUUUGCAUACAGGAUUGAGGCUACAGAUAGAGAUGACCCUGAUACAGUAAACAGCCAGAUCCUGUACAGUAUAGAACCAAGCGUGUUCAGCAACAGCUUCACUAUGGAUGAAAACACGGGAUGGCUGAGAAGCAAAGGUGAACUAGACCGGGAGGAGCUGGAUCCAGAACUCGAUGGCAGAAUUGAACUCAAUGUAACAGCCACCGAUAAAGGAGUUCCCCCACUUUCCCACACCGUCCCUUUUGUCCUCACUGUGGGGGAUAUCAACGACAACUUUCCAAAAUUUGUAGCAGCUUCUUACGCCUUUUCUGUUAAAGAAGGCGAAAAAGGUGCAUUUGUAGGUUUUGUUCAUGCUGUGGAUCUGGAUCAAACAAACGCCUUCAAUCGUAUUUCUUUCAACAUCAUUAGUGGGGGCUUUGGCAGUUUUGGCGUUAGAGCCAGUGAAGCUGAAACAGGCAUAGGCUAUGUUGGGAGGAUCGCCGUUGACCAGGACAUUGAGCUGGACUUUGAGUCAGAACGCAAAAUGUUUGAAUUGCAAGUGGAGGCUACAGAUCCAGACAGAUACAAGGAUACUGCGACGGUAACGGUGACUGUAUUGGACGUGAACGAUGAGAGGCCUGAGUUCUUGCCGAUGGAUCCUGUGAACAUAAAAGAGAACACUACMAUCAAUGAGCCCAUCGGAAAGUUCAAAGCACACGACAAAGAUACCAAUCAUUCCCUGACCUACGAGCAGGAAUCUGUCAAUUGCAGGUGUAAUAACACCAUGAGAUCCUGCGAAUGGUUUAUCCUUGACCCAAAUGGAGACAUUCGAGUCAACCCAAAAGAGAGAGUGGAUUAUGAAGAGUGUGACCAAGCAGUGGUUGAGGCUCAGGUGGUGGACGAAUACACAGAGAAGGGAGAGAACAACAGCGUUAAAACAGGACAAAUGGUGGUGUACAUUGAAGACAUCAAUGACAACAUUCCACAGUUUAUUCAUUCAGAUGCUGUAAAUGUUGUGGUGGCUGAAGGUUCAAAUAAAGGGACCUCGGUGGCACAAGUCACAGCUUCAGAUAGGGACUCUGGAAAACACAGCGAGAUAGUGUUUAAAAUACAAAAAGUCCAGUUUGAACACACCAAUAAUCAAACAGAAACCCUCGAGAUCAAGUUUGAAGUUGUCACUACUCAACAAGGUGCCAAUUACAUUGGACUUAUUCAGUCCUCCGAAGGCCUCGAUACAACCCUGAGAGGAAAGUAUUUGGUAACAGUGACAGCAACUGAUACUGGAGGCCUUGAGUCCUCCACUGUAGUAGAGAUAUUCACAGUUGAUGACACCUACAAAGUUAUACUUGAGUUUGAACGGUCAGAAGCCCAUGUCCAAGAAAACAAAGAGGAGAUCAGGAGGGAGAGUGUAACAAGGACUUCAAUGAUAACAUAUUUUAUCUACCGUAAUGGAAGUGCUAUUAGACACGAUGAGGUGGAAUCCAUGCUCUCUAAACGUGAACAUUUUCACAUACUACAAGGUCUUGGCCUCACAAACAUUGGCACGGUUGAGGUUGCAACCAAACCUACAAGUCCAGUGCAGUAUGUCCUGCUGGGGCUAGUCGCAGGCCUCGUUGUUGUGUUGGUCAUUCUCACCACCUCACUGAUGUGCACUCGCAGAAACUAUAGACGGAAGCUAAAAGCAGCCAAAGCCAUGAACACUGCAUCUGCAAUGAACUCUGACAACCAGAAAGGAGGUGCGGUGGUACCUGGAACUAACAAGUACACCAUGGAAGGUGCAAAUCCGGUGCUCAACCUUGCUCUGGAUAUAGACAGGGAGAGCAGCUCUGACGUGGACAAAGCCAGCCUCAACUCUCUGGACGACAAUUAUGACAUGAUCACCAAUGACACAAAUUAUGACAUGCAUAGGAUUGAGGAAGAGGAAGAAGAUGACGGUCCACCAGAGUACAACGAGCCUCUGGGUGCAGCGCUGGCUCAGUUAGGCCCAAAGAAAACCCCCAAAACAUCUGGCAUUGGUUUUAACAACCCUAUAUUUGACACAACAGACCUGUGAUGAAAUGUGUCAKGAAAAAGGAAAUAAAGACUGAAAUACUCAGAUGGUUGGAGACCAAGCAAACCAAAUUAUUUGUGUUAUUCGAAAAGACUUUUUGUUCCGACCUAUGAUAGUGGCUCAAGAUUUAUGACGUGUGUCUCAAACAAAUUAGAUAAUAAACCAACAUAAGGAUGGUUAGUUCAUAAAGUAUUAAUUUUGCUCUGAGUUCGUGACAUUUAGUUUGGCCUUUUGAACAUUUGAAACACAAAGUUUGGCUGCUUUUAAACUUUAUGCACAAAAAGCUAUUCUAAUUUGAAUGUUUCUCAUUGUUGAAAUUGAAAUUUUAAUCGCACCUGACUGUAAACACAGGUUUAACCGGACAACUGAAGUGGCAUGCAUGUAAAUACAACAGCGAAACAUCGACCAAUUACAAGCAUUUCAACAAAAGUGUGAAAGCAAACAAAACAACUAGUACUUACACAGAGAAUCACUUUAUUUCUGCUAAUUUAUUAAGCAAAUGUUAAAAAUCAUUUUGGGAUCUUACUUGAAAUGAUCUGCAUUAUUAGUUAUGUCAGCAUAUAUUUCUAACUUCGAUUGCAGCAGAUGCUACUGAAGAGNUA
This is a messenger RNA of Austrofundulus limnaeus, 4690 nucleotides long. RefSeq names its product cadherin related family member 2 (gene cdhr2). Gene Ontology annotation, molecular function: cell adhesion molecule binding; calcium ion binding. Gene Ontology annotation, biological process: homophilic cell-cell adhesion. The record is from RefSeq and is a predicted model, not a curated record. NCBI's taxonomy places the organism in Eukaryota, Metazoa, Chordata, Actinopteri, Cyprinodontiformes, Rivulidae. Gene Ontology annotation, cellular component: plasma membrane.